UCUCUAUAAUAACCACACGAUUUUACUUCAUCAAUUCGCAGCUGCCAAUCCUCAACCUCGCUAGAACAGAGUGACGUAAACAAAGAAAGAGGAUUAGAGGUAAAAGAAUGAUGCUUUCUUUCUGGUAUCUACUUUGGUUUGCAGGUGCAAUUGCCAAAACAUCUGAUAGAGGAGGAGGUAAUCACACUAAAGAACAGAGGACUCUGCAGCUUCUUCCAUGCCAAGAGACAACUCCACAAUUUGUAAGCAGAAGAAGCCCACGAAUUAGAAAAUCGAGCAGGCGAAUUCGGAAGAGAAGAUUAAAUGGGAAAAUAAAGGCUGGUAUUAAGAAGCUAAGAGCGGAGAUGGCAGAAAUCGGUGAGGAACAAAAAUGUAUAAAAGAGGGGCAGAGACAAGUGAGGACAAAAUAUGAAGAGAUAGCAGCAGAGCGCAAGCAACUGUGGAAAGAAACAGAGUUGAUAGCGACCCAGAGUGCGGAAAUCCAAUUGAAACUAAAUAUCAUGUUCCAAUUAGUAAAAGCAAGAGCUCAGAAUGACACACCUUUGGUUGCUCAACUCACUAACUCUCUUCGGAAAUCGAGGUCGUCCUCUUCAAGGAGAUCAGCAUCAACAAGAGUCCAUCAACGGCAAACAAGAUCAAACAAGUGGAAGCAUGAGAAUCCCUUCAACAAGAGUAGGAGGAUUUAGAUGGCAAACAAAGUGGUCAUCCUCUUCAAGGAGGUCAGUAUCGUGUCUGCACACCUCAAUAUCUGUGCCUCUGCUUCCCCUGAAUGAGGAAGAUAACAUCGGCGAUGAAGCAGAAGAGCCUAAACAUCAAACGCAGAAGAAGGAGAAUCCAUGGGUAAAGUCUAAGAGUUAUUUUGAAAUCUCAUAUCUUGAUAAAGAAGAAGAUUAAAAAAGAAGUUAUUUUCAGUAA
Tripterygium wilfordii is the source of this 915-nucleotide messenger RNA. RefSeq lists its product as uncharacterized. The coding region runs from base 108 to 686 and encodes 192 amino acids. NCBI's taxonomy places the organism in Eukaryota, Viridiplantae, Streptophyta, Magnoliopsida, Celastrales, Celastraceae. The transcript has 3 exons. The record is from RefSeq and is a predicted model, not a curated record.